Messenger RNA from Penaeus vannamei (Pacific white shrimp), 968 nucleotides. RefSeq lists its product as uncharacterized. The record is from RefSeq and is a predicted model, not a curated record. NCBI's taxonomy places the organism in Eukaryota, Metazoa, Arthropoda, Malacostraca, Decapoda, Penaeidae.
UCGCAACACUGGCUUGUGGACCGGCUGGCCGCCCUCCGUCGACAUGUUUCCGCAAGGCAAUCACAAUCCCCCAAACGCUCCCGCAGCUGCAGAGCUCCCUCCUUCGGCCUCCUCGAGGGCCAGAGAUCCUCAAAAUCACCCUUCUGUUUAUGAGGAUCGUGAUCUACAAUGGUGUGCAAAUAGCUCCCACAGAUCUUUCAUGAGUUCGGACCUCCAGUCAACAGUCCACGAUGGACUGUGGGCUGAGGGCUCCCAUCCUCCAUAUGGAGGAUUAGAACAUGAUUCCUGGAAUCUGCAUGAUACACCAAGUGGAUUAGCAGGUUUCCCGUACAUGGAGUCAGUGCACUCACCUUCGGUGCCAAUGCCUGAGGUAUCUGACCUCGACCUUGGGCCAUAUGCGGACGCGAAAAGAGGACAAGGAAGUUAUCCAGCAGCAGAUAACAGGUUGUCUACACCAACUGAACAACCAUCGACAUUGAGUUUGGCCUUCGAGACAGGUAGCCCCGAGGCGCUUCCCGGGCCGUCCACGGGUCAGCCCCAUCACAGCUCAGACAAGGUCUCCCCCAUCGGCCUGAAGCUCAAAGCCUACGACUGGCCUCCCCAAGAAGACCCGAAUCUGGAGCGACGGCGGAGGCGCGCCCUGAAGGCACUCCACAACCGGCAGCGGGAAACACAGAGGCGGGAGAACAUGAUGAAGGAACUGGAGGAUCUCGCCAAGGAAAUCGACUCCCUCAAGUCCGAGAAGCAGAUGCGCAUAGAAAGGAUCGUAAAGUUGAAGGAGCAAAUGGAAUCGUUUCAAGCCAAGGACGAUUAACCUCUCAAAAUUUGUCAUACACUCCAUACCUAUUCAUCAACGCAUUCACUGUAGUCGUGGAUGUCUUUGAACAUUAGAUUAUUCAAACAAAAUCAAAUAAAAAAAAUCUCCCGCCUUUAUAUCUAUUCUAUCAUAUUCAUUAAUAGCAGAGCAA